Pimephales promelas (fathead minnow) is the source of this 3933-nucleotide messenger RNA. It is a transcript of the gene gfra3, whose product is annotated as GDNF family receptor alpha 3. NCBI's taxonomy places the organism in Eukaryota, Metazoa, Chordata, Actinopteri, Cypriniformes, Leuciscidae. Gene Ontology annotation, cellular component: signaling receptor complex; external side of plasma membrane. Gene Ontology annotation, biological process: nervous system development. Gene Ontology annotation, molecular function: signaling receptor activity. The record is from RefSeq and is a predicted model, not a curated record.
UGUUUUUAACAUAAUUACAUUAAUCCAAAUACAUUAGGCUAUCACAAACAUUUUUAUCAAAUAUCCUUACACUCAACUGAAGAAUAACAAAGGGGUUCACACAGCCAGGAGAAGCUUUAUCAUUUUCGCAAAUAAACUCUUAAUCUCAAAGGAAGCAUACAGCCUAAUCUGGUUCUUGAUCUUUUGAUAAACCUUAAGAACCAUUCAGUAAUCGGAUCUUAAAAGGAUCGUUUUAAAAGCUUUAUUUUUAAUCGCAGUAACAUUUCACUAUUGCUGAAAGAAUCACUUGCAAACUUAAAUGCUGGCAGCGCAGGCUGAAUUUGUGUAGCCUAUAGGAGCACGGACCCAGCUCUCCAGAAGGCUGGUCAGGGAUUUUGCGUGGAUGCGCCUGAGAAUGCCGAGCCAAUCACUGCGAGGCAGAUGCAUGUAAAAUUCGCCGCUGAGUUUGAGGACUGGAUUGAGCACAUUGUGCUGUGGGACAACAGGAAUCAAGCAUCUGGGGUCGCGCUCACAUGUAAUAAACUGAUGCGCACUAAUGCGCACACUGGCUCAUCUGACGCGCGCCUUUGGUUACGCGUCUAUCAUGGUGGUGGUACUCGCUUAAAUCGAGGAUUAUUUUAGAAAGACUCCGAUCGUGAGUAUAACGGACAUCUACUGCUUGUGCAUUUGACAGUUUGUAAUUUUCCCCUCGUUUGUUGUAUGAAAGCAUCGGUCUGCUCUUCGGACACCUCUUGCGCAUUAGAAAGCUUGUGAUAUCGCACAAGUUUGUAGUUGGAAUUGAUUUUCGGACACGUCGUUUUGGAGAUUUCUGUCAUUCGGACGGUGGUCCUUUUGUAUGGAUGUAGUCUGUCGGACUGAUUUGGACCGAUCCGGGGGUUCCAGACGCGCUUCCCCGAGAUUCCCCAGCAUCAUCACCGUCCAGCAGCAGGCGACAUGAUCCUUCUGGGAAUACUUCUAAAUCUGUUCGUCAUUAAGGGGUGUGUUCCCUCAGUGGUGCCGGUGUUCCCCGGGACUGUGGACUGCAUCGAGGCUGUACAGGAAUGCGUGUUAGACCCGGAGUGUAAGCGACCGUUCCGGCACCUGGAGUACUGUGUGGACGAGGAGGCGGUGGCUCCCCUGGGUCUGGAGGCACGACAGGCCUGCGUCGAUGCCCAGAACAACCUCAUGAACUAUCAGCCCCUGCAAGAAUGCAAGUGUCAGCGAGGGGCUCGCAUGGAACAACAGUGCCUGAGCGUUUACUGGACCAUACGUUUUCCACAGGGUUAUGAUGACAUUGAGACGUCCCCAUAUGAAGACAUUGAACUGGAACUUGUGAGAAAUACUGAAACAUCAAAACUAGCCUCAAUAGUUUCAGUGUCGUCCCUUCCUCUGACGGAUCAGAACCAGUGUCUGAAAGCAGCUCAGGACUGUGGGUUGUACGAGAAGUGCGGUUCCCUGCGCUCUGAGUAUGCGUUAGCUUGCACUAAGAUCAUACCUGGCACCAACCACUGUAACCGGCACAAAUGCCACCGGGCCCUGCGGAGGUUCCUGGAGCGUGUUCCCGAGGAGUACAGCUUUGGUGUCUUGUUUUGCCCCUGUUCGGAUACUCUAUGCGGGGAGAGGAGGAGAAAAACCAUCGUGCCCUCCUGUUCCUACGAGGAGCGAGACGGACAGCCCAACUGCCUUCAUCUGGAGAGCUACUGCCUCAGAGACAACAUGUGCAGGUCAAGACUGGCUGAUUUCCAGCAGAACUGUCAGCCGUCUUCUGUCUCUCCCUCCGGCUGUCUCCGGGAAAGUGGAGCCGUGUGCCUCAAGGCCUACGCUGGGCUCAUCGGUACCAUAAUGACACCAAACUACGUGAGUAACAGCAGUACAGAGGUGUCGCAGUGGUGUAAUUGCGAAGGCAGCGGGAACCAGUGGCAGGACUGCCUGCGUAUCCUGCACAUGUUCACCAGCAACACCUGCCUGCGUAAUGCCAUUGAUAACAUGGGAAGCUCCACCCCUCGUCCAGUAGAGGGAACGCCCCUUCCUCCACCUCGCCCCUCCCCUCAGGUCCAGCGUGAUGAGCUGAACAUCAACCUUCUGCCUGAACCCAAUGCAGUGGAAGAAAGCCAAGAAGAAGAAGAUGAGGAGGAGGAGGAGGAGGAGGAGGAGGAGGAAGAAGACCAAACCGGAGGAGGGUUCAACGUCAUCCCUCCGUUCUCGGACAAGGCGACAGUCACUAACCUGGGCUCUGAGGCCGGGAGAGUCCACGGCUUGGCCACCACCCUCUCCGUCCCUCACUUCCUACUCACGGUUCAGCUGCUGAUUGCCCUUUUCUGGGGGUAAAACCCUCACUCACACACACACACACACACACACACUCUCUCUCUCACACAACACAUCCCAACACACUAUCAUCGAGGGACGACAAGAACGACAGAUCGGAGGGCAAAACGAGCGGACAACUGUUCUAUCCCCUCUUUCAUUCAUUCUUUUUCCCUUCUCGGGAAGAGGGUCUGCUAUAGAUAUAGCUGCUUGCUCAUUAGGGAAACGGGAUUCCCCGACUGAAUCAUUUGAAUCACACAGAAGAUUCACAACUCCUCGGACUGACAUUAGCCGACGGUAAACUGAAUGAUUUGGUCGUACCAUGUAUCUAUUGUAUAAUGUGAGUGUGCUUCAGAAAAGUGAGUUAAACCAGGAAAACAUUGGCGUCAGUCAGCGUUUCCUGCGUUUGGAAAACCCGCCGUGUUUAUUGUCGCUGAUCAUGUCGUUGUAUGAAAUGAGACAAACGUAUGUGUGUUUGUAAGUACGUGAUUUGCUUGACAUCUCUGCUCGCCGAGAUGAGAGAAAAACUCUUGUCGAGCACGAUUCCCGAAUGUCCCGUUUUCUCUCUCCUCCGUGUCUGGAGAGUCAGGCCGCACACCUAAUCACACACACACACACGCCUCUGCCCUGCCGAGGAGCCGAUCGCAGAUGCAAGCGCUUUUCAUUUAUUGCUCUAUCUGCGAUGUGCUUUCAUUUUUUGACUCAGCACAGACCGCGCACUCUAACCAGGGGCAUAAAUAUGAAAAACACGUCGACGAACAGACAAAAAACAGAGUAAUAAAGCCGAAAAUAAAGAAAUAAACACGCUAAAUAAAUAAAUAUGUGGCCGCACAGCAGGUGUCGGAGUCCGGUCUGGGUUUAGAACCUGAGGGGAAGAAACAGGAAGUCAUUUUCCAACCGCCUGUCGCCUGGUACCUCUCCCUGUGCCUGUUGUUUUACUUUCACAGAGAUAAUGGCUUACAACACAAACUGUUUAUCUUGUUGUGUGUUCACGGGGACGAAUUACUCGUGAUGGGAACCAAAUAGAAAAAAAGAGAUCAAGGGAAAAAAACAGACGGAGACGGGGAGAGACUCAAACCCUCCAGCCAAGAAAAACACAACAACAUACAGUCUAGAAUCACAUGCCUUUUCUGUUUCUUAUAAAUCUUUUGCUGACACCAGUGCUUUUUUCUCAAUCUCGUUUCUUUUGCUCUCUCUUCAUUCGCUCUCGUGCGUGUCCAUGGAAGCGAGAGAGACUAAGCAUGGCCACACUGGUACCGAACUGAAUUCAAUCAAGAACUUAUUCUUAAACAUUGACGUAGUAGACCUAUGAUCAGUAGGUUUUGGAGUAAAAAUACAAGAUUUGGCCCCUCGCAAAAUCCUCUUAGACCGUAAUGCCUGUUCAAAAACAUAUUAUCACAAUAUUGUCAUCUAGAUAAUCCAAAUACACUCUUAACCUUAUAUUCUAUUCUACUGUCAGGUGCUUCAUCAUGAGAUUAUAAUUAUUAUUAUGAGAUUAUUUAGUUUGAAUAAUGAGUUUUAUUUUCAUUUGAAUUCAAUUUUAUGAUUUAAACAGCGUGUGAACAUGACAGUAUAUGCGAUAAUUUAAGUAAUUUCUCUGGCGUAAGACCUCUAUAUGGUUCAAUAAAGAACUCCACUGACUCUUUA